UGACUUUGGCACUGAGCAGCCAGGUCUGGGAACUUCAAGCAGGGCUAACGGGAAGGAAAUCUGUUUGUGCUCAGGCUGCUGUGUUUCCAGAAGGACUUGGACAGGGAGAUAAAUUCUUGGGGGGAUGGGGGGUGUUUUUUACCUCAGGGCUCCUUGUUUUGUAAGGAUGCGGGUUCAGAUCAGCUCGGGGGGGGGUUGGUAUGUGCUGCAGAGUGCUCUUUGGUCCCUACUCUGUGCUGCUUUGCGAGAACAAAUAUUUAGACCUGCUUUUCCAGCCUAAACAAACGGCGACUGUUUUGUUCUUCAUGAUCUCUUUUUUUUCAAGGCUUGCUUAGAGAUUGACGUGCUCUGAUGUCUCGGGAUGAGACUCUCCUGAGGAUGAUUUCUGUGUUGCCCUGGCACUGACCGCCCACAAUCAGAUAUUACAGUGGUGUCUUGGGCUCAACGCUUGAUACUUUCCUAGUUUGGGGCACGGCUCUACUUUGGUGUUCGGAAAGCCUCUCGGAGCUUUUUUUUUUUCCCUGCUACUUGUUUAAGACUUGGCUGUGCAGCGGUGAGCCAUGUACCCCUGUGCAGAUGGAGACACGCCAUUGGACACUGGGCGAGCUCCACAGCUCCUGACGGGCGAGUUCGUCCUGAUUGGAGGAGCAGCGGGUCUCUCGAUGACAUCACCGCAGGCCUGUGAGCGCCCCGCAGCUGGCAGGAGUUUUCGUUUCCACCGAACCCCAGAGGGCCCUGGCUGAUGUGGCUCUGUUUUGACUGCCAUGUGCUUCUGGUGUUGUACAACCGGGCAUGGUCCUGGCUGCGGUCAGCUAGACCUUUAUUAGACGGCUCCAGUGGAGGGCUUUUUAAAAAAAAGGGCUGGAUCGUUUACCAUGCCCAGGUACAUGGCACAACCAGGUGCUGCAGCAUGUAUUGGGUUUGGCUGUUCAGGAGUGUGUGGAAGCCAUAGUGAGAGGACGACCCACCGGUGUAUCAAUACCGACCCCCGUCCUGUAGGAAACAUCAGCCCUUUAAGACCAGUUCCGAACGAGAGGAGCCAUUUGGCCCUUCUAGCUUGUAGGGUUGCUGGUAGCCGGUUGAGACAGCCCUUUCGUGGAGGAGGCUGCAGGUCAGCUUCUGUCCAGACCUGCCCUCCUUUACUGCUUCCCUAUCCCGCCUCUGGCUCCAGCCCCCAGGUAGUUACUUGCAGAGGAUCUGGGGGAAUGAGGGCACAUUCCUGACAUAGCUGCGUCUUUCCCAGCAUUCCUUGCACGCCUCUGCCUCUGCCUCCCCCCCCCUGCCAGGGCCCCCCAUGAGGGCCUGGUUUAGGGAGUGCAAAUCGGAGAGACAUACCUUUGUCACAUGUGUAACUGCCUCUACCCCGGACACACACACCUUCAUGAUAUACAGGAUUUAAGGAUACUUCAGCAGGAUACGUCAUUUUAAACCUUCCUGUCUUUUGGAUGAAGUGUUAAAUCAAGGCGGUACAUCACUGUUUUGUCUUUAAGGGUCCCAGGGCACUGUUCUUUAGUGUAUGGGUGUUAACCCAGUGACUUAGCUAAACUAUCCCCUGGGAUUUGUACAAUAUCUGGCCUCCCUUAAUUCAGCUGGUGAAGCUCUUGCUCAUUUCUUUACCUGGCCAGCUGGUGCAAAAUGGCUGCUGUGUGUCACCCAGAGAGGCUGCACGUCGGUGGUAGAUAAAGUGAAUUUGAAGUGUAUGUACAGUGCCCUCCAGGAUGGUUGGCACCCUUGGAAAAGAUGAGCAAAAAAGGCCAUGAAAAAAUGUCUUGGUUGUGUAUUGGCUUGAUCUUACAUUGAAAAUGUGAGAGAAAUUUGAGGUGAGCUUAUUCAAAGAAAAAAAAAUCCUUAUAAAAAAAACAUUUUUCUCAAAAGAUCACAACGAUUGGUACCCCUAGAAAUUCCUGUGAACAAAAUCUAAUUGGCAUAUAUUCCCCUUCAUAUUUCUGGAGGGCACUGUAUGUUAAGUGCUUUGGGAUAAAAGUCACUGUGUAAAUGCAAGGAAGUAUUGAUUUUUAUCGUUGUGAAGUGAUCGCUGUGCUCUAGUUAAGAGAAUAGCAGGUGAUUGAUUGCUGCCUGGAUUUUACUACCUUACUGCAGUGUAAACGCUGCAUCUGGUAGUCAACUGUGUGCAUGUGUGUAUUCUCACUUGAGUGCGCCACAGUAGAAACCAGACUCCCAGGGCUGAGUUAUUUAUUCUGUUAUAAAUGGGUAUUACCAGCUGCUGUUUCUUGUACUGCAUGUCAGCAGCUCCUAUUGUGAGUAACGUGGGGUUAAAUAAAUACAUGUUGGCACUUUGAUUUGCUUUUCUGCUUCAUGAGAACAGUUUACAUAGGAGCCUGCAGCUCAUAAAAUGUUAAAUGGAUCAAAGUGCUGCCUGUGUCGGAUUGCAUUAGUGGUGUGCUUUUUUACACUGUAUGUAAUGUCUAUGUAUGUGUGAGUGCCUGUGUGUGACACAGGUCCGGGUUGCAUCGCUGUGGUUUAAUAGGGUUUGAUUCAACUUCCUUCGUUGCCUCUGCGGGUUGUGUGAAGCAGGUCGUGACCUCAGGGGGCUGUCUGGCCUAGUGUACCCUUCCCAGGCCCAGGGAACACUGCUGUGCUGGGCAAACAUCCCCUGUGAGUGAGCUUUACAGACAGGGGGAGGGGUGUGAAAAUGGUGCAGCACAGCAAACAGAUUCCCAGUGAUGAUCUGGAGACCUGGCUUGUUUGCCAGGCAGGACAGACAGGACAGACAAAACAGGACAGACAAAGACCACUGCAGACUGUGGAGAAAUGCCGUCUUGGGUCGUGGGGGCUGCUCUGUUAUUAAACCUGCACAUGUACAUGCGAAGUGUUUCCUGAUUCUGCGUUGGGGGGGGUUCCCAGGUUUCUGCUUUCUCAAGACUGUUACAGGGACUGUGCUUUCAGUCUCGAGCUGCGCAGCAGUGAUGAAUUCCUCUGCGCUAAAGGGCCGGCCUUCCGUCGUGUGGGAGAUCAGUGCUGUGGGGUGUCCUGGGGUUGGGGGGUGCGUCACUGUCACGGUGCUGUGGGGUGUCCUGGGUUUGGGGGGUACGUCACUGUCACAGAGAUGUGGGGUGUCCUGGGGUUUGGGGGGUACGUCACCGUCACAGAGCUGUGAGGUGUCUUGCAGUUCCACCCUCACUCCACAGGGGAGUUUAAAUGAAUGGUGCAGCAGAGGUUGGAGAGCUGCAGGGGUCCCCUGAGCUAGAGCUGGGGUCUGGUUUAAUUAAAGAUGCCCCCUCUUUGUUCUGCUCGUCCUCCCAGGUGAUCCUGGUGCAGGUGAACCCUGGGGAGACCUUCACUAUCCGGACAGAGGACGGGCAUAUCCAGUGCAUUCCAGGUCCUGCACAUGUGCCGAUGGUGUCCCCCAAUGGCUCCAUGCCUCCCAUCUUCCUGCCCCCAGGGUACAUGUCUCAGGUUGUGGAGGAGAACGGCAUGCGGAAAGUGGUGGUGCUGCCCCACUCGGCAGAGUUCCACCACUCCAUGGCUCACCCGCACCCCCACGUGCCCCCUUACCUGCCCCCCCACCCGGCCCUGCUGCACCAUCACCACGUUUACCCCCCUGUGCCUGCAACUGGAGAGCUGCCCCCCCACUUCCUGCCCCAGCACCCACCUCCACAGAUCUACAGCGAUCAGGAGGCCGCGGCCCAUGGCCGGGGUGGGACGGGCCUGUCCCGGGACGACCGUGCCGCCAAGACGCAGGAGUCGCUCAGGAAACGGCUGAAGGACCGCCCGCUGUGCGCCAAGGCUGGCGGCAGCCCACCGCCUCUGCCGCACAACGGCUGCGGGAAGGGCCACGCUGGGGCCCCCGCGCCCUGCAACCCCAAGAGCGCCGCCAGGCCCCGGGCGACCCCGCCAGCAGAGGGCGACAGCACAGAGGCAGAGGUGAAGGGGCUCGUGGAGCAGCUGUCCAGUGUGGCCAAGCCCGUGGUGUGCAGCGUGUCCCCGCGCAGCGCGAUGCUGUCCUGGAGCUCUCCCCUCGGCCCGCGCGACAGCGACAGUGAGGCCCCCAGCGCCCACUCGCUGUCCUACGAGCUCGCGCUGUCCCACGCCGGUCGCAGCGCCGACUACAGUCCCAUCUACGUGUGUGCGUAUCUCCCCCUUCUGUUUCAGGCUCCCAGCGACAACGGCUCCAAGAUAGCUGGCUACCUUCUGGAGUAUGACGAGGGAAAUCAAAGUGCCUUUAAGGAGGUUUACUUCGGGCACAUGAAACAGUUCAAAGUCAUCAGGCUUACUCCCUCCACGAAAUACGCCUUCAGACUAGCUGCUAAAAAUGAUAUAGGACUGAGUGCGUUCAGCGAGGUCCUGACAUGCUGCACCUCCGGCUGUGUCCCCUCACCCCCCGCACCCCCCCGCCUUGCUGGGGCAGGUGUGUCCUGGCUGGCCCUGGAGUGGAGCACCCCCAGCGGGCUAUCGGGGGAAGAAUCUCUGACCUACACACUGGAGAUGGAGGAAGAGGGCUCGGGCUAUGGCUUUAAACCAAAACACAACGGGGAGGAGCUCUCGUGCACUUUAAAGAAUCUCCGAAGGAGCACCUCCUACAGGUUUCGGUUGUUUGCUGCCAAUGUGGAGGGCCGCAGCCAGCCCAGCGCCCCCGUGGAGUUCAGCACCAGCCCGGACAAACCCGGCCCUCCCGGUCGGCCCACGGUGAAGGGGAGAGUUCACGCACACCGUGUGCACACUGUCUGGGAUGCUCCAAGGGACAGCGGAGGCUCGGAAGUCACCAAGUACGUGCUGGAAAUCUCGGAGAAUCUGAACGGUAACCCGUGGGAGAUGGUGUACAGCGGUCUGGCCAGGGAGCACGUUUGUGAUCGGCUCAGUCCCGGGUCCUGGUACAGGCUGAGGGUGUACUGCCUUGGCGCGGGGGGCCAGAGCCAGGCCUCAGAUGUGCUCACUGUGCAGACUGCCGCGGUGCCUCCAGGACCCUGCCAACCGCUCUGUCUGGUGGGGAGACCCAAGCCCCGGGAGAUACCACUGAGAUGGGGCCCUCCCCUCCAGGACGGAGGGGCCCCGGUGUCUCAGUUUGCUGUGGAGAUGGCGGACUCGGCACAGGGCCCACGCCAGCAGCUGUACGAGGGCCCCGAGACGGAGUGCACCGCAAGCGACCUGCGGCCCGGCCGGACCUACUGCUUCUGGGUGAAGGCGGCCAACCAGGCGGGGUGGGGUCCCCUCUCCGAGAUGUGGGAGACGCCCACAGCCCCUGGUGCCCCAGAGCAGUGCGAUGCUCCCCAGCUCACCGUCAGGACCGCGACGUGUGUUCUGGCUGCCUGGGAGCGCCCUGGCUGUAAUGGAGCAGAGAUCAGCGAGUUCAGGCUGGAGUGUGGGGCAGCGCAGGGCUCUCUGCAGCUGGCGUACUGUGGCCCGGCCUUGAGCUACGAAUUGAGAGGGCUGACUCCAGCCACCACUUACUUCUGCAGGGUGCAGUCUGCCUGUGUCUGCGGCAGGUUUGUGUGCAUCUACAGCGGGCCCUGUCACACCUACAAGCUGCAGCGGCUUGGCGAGGCCACGGUCUACCACUUCCGCAUCCAGGCCCAGAGCGAGGCAGGGGUCGGCCCCCUGUCCCCCGUCUACAGCUUCAGAACCGCCAAGUCGCCCCCUGCACAGCUCAGAGCGCCCAAGGUGCAGCACCUGGAUGGCAGCCUGUGUGAGGUCACGUGGGAGGGCCUGCCGCCGAUGAGAGGGGACCCCAUCGUGUACGCCCUGCAGCUGACCCGGGGCCGCGAGGCCGAGCAGCUCUACAAGGGCCCGGACAGCUCCUUCCUGUGGCGGGGGGCGGCGGCCGGCGGGGAGUACCGUCUGCGCGUGUGCGCGGCCCGGCGGUGCCAGGACAGCGGCGAGCCGUUGGAGCUGUGGGGCCAGUACAGCCCCGGCACGCUCUUCUCCUGCCCCGAGCCUGCGGGGGUCCCCCCGGGGCGCCCGGCCACCGCGGCGGGGAGGGGGCCGCCGGCCAGGGGGGCGCCCCUGAGCGACGAGCAGUUCGCCCUGCUCCUGCUGCUGGGCUUCGCCGUCGUGGCCGUCCUGUUCGCGGUGGUCAUCCAGUACUUUGUCAUCAAGUAAGUCCUGCCCUGGCCUGCGGGGGGCAGCGUGGAGCCAGGCGGGGAGGUGGCGGCUGAGGAAGCGAGCGCGCAGAGACCCCCCCACGCCAGCACACAGCCUCAUGCACGCACAAGGAGGAUCUGCUCUCGAACCCUCUGUGUAAUGGUUUUAUUAUUCUGAGUCGUUUUAUUUUGCAGAUUAUUGUAUUUUUUAUAGGAAAAGGUACUUUUUCACAUCUUCUUUUCCCUCCUAUCCAAGACCGAUGAGAACUGUGUGGUCUGGGAGGUGGAGCCAGCUGCCUUAAAUACACGGUGGUGCUGGGGGGGCUGGAGGGGUCAGUGUGAGAUUCUGGCCCCCAGCUUUGGGGUGACCGCCUAAAAGUGUACUGUCAAACGAUCUGGAAGUUAUCUGCGCGUGGGUGGGGUGUGAGCCUGUGCAUAUUUGACUUUUAUAAAGUGGAGGGAAAAGCAUUCCACAUUGAAAAGCUUUAUAUUCUGUGUGCUCUGACACAGGGUCUGUGAAUCUCCCACCUUUUUUAUUCGUGCAUAUACAGUAUAUAUAUAUUAUUUAUAUAUGUGUAUAAAUUAAUUACAAAUAUAAAUAAGGGAGAAGGUGCCAAAGUUUUAUAGAUUCUCAGAGAAGACUUAUCUCCCCUACAAGGACUGGGGCGGAGUAGGUGCUCUCUGUCACUUUUAAGUACGUGCUUGUUUUCAGCAACCCAGCAACCCAGAAGCUACAGACUCCCAGAAAUCAGGAGUUACUUGGCUGAGACACUGUCUUGAGCACAGAAUGUUCUCUACGUGCAUAUCUGAAAGAAAAUGAGCAUCUUAACUGUCAUUAAGAGACAAGGUUUUUUCUUCGCAUUUGUUUUGCUAUACCCAGCAUGUAUAUAUAUAUAUUUAUAUAUAUACAUAUGCAGAAUAUAUCAAAAUGCAUUUGUUAAAAAUGUUUCACUAUUUGGCUCAAACUGAGCAACCUAAAGUUUGUUUUCUGAUGUUUUUAUCUUUUUAAGUAUUCGUUGAUCCGUACAUUUGUAUGUAUACGGACUGAUGCGGAAAUUUUAAUAUUUUAAGAUUGUUCCUUGUGUCCGUUUCCCCUGAGCAGUGUUCUCUGGUUGUAAUGAACACAUUACAAACUGUGCUGUACCAUGCACCAGACAGAGCCCCAGUUGCAGAUAAAUGUGUUUCAUCACGAGCGUUUCUUAAAUUACCAGGGUAAUCUCCACACACCUUCCCCUGAGUGAGAGCUGCCCACAGCAUGACCAUGUCCUGGAGAGAGUGUGUAAUUCCUCAGUUGAAAAGCAUGUGGAAGAAAACAUUAUACCUGGGACAAGUUCUAGUUUAAUCUUUCAUUUGACGUAGAAUAGUUUAAGGGCAGCACAGUAGGCCGCAUGACUGCCUUGCAGCGCUGGGGCCCUGGGUUCAAUUCCAGAGCUGGGAUGCUGUGGGAGAGCUGUCUGUGUGGAGUUUGCAUGUUCUCCCCAAGCGAUGUGCCCCAGUUUCCUACUGCAGUCCAAAGACAUACUGGUAGGUUAAGAGGAAUCUGGGAAAGUUGGAAGUUGGUCCUGGUGGGAGUGUCCAUGUGUGUGGCUUCUACUCCCCAUCCCCCGAAUAGGAUGAAGAGAUUAGAAAAUGAAUGGAUGGAUGGGUGGAUGGAAUAAUGUUGUGUUUUAAUGAGGCAAACAAGGCUUGAAUAGUAUUUAAAGACCUUGAUCCAUCCAUCACCUUUCAGAUCUGGUGAGUCCUCGGAGGGGUGUUGUGAGGCAGGUCCUAACCUAAACCAGCGCGGGCUACAGGUCUCUAGCUCAGGCACCAGCCAGUCUACUGCACACACAGACAUACACCAGGCCAUUUAGCAACAAGAAGUAACAUAGCAUGUUACUGCAUAGCAAGCCAUCGGCCUGUGGGAGGAAACUGGUGUACAUGGGGGUACACGCAGUCUCCAGACAGACAGUGCGCCAGGUCAGACUUGAACGCAUGCCCCACAGCAUGUUGAGGCUGUCUGAGUUUCUUGCCUCUUGAGUUUCAGGCGACCGAGGAUCUAAGAAAACCUGAAAACAUGGGACUGUGGGUCUUGGAUCUUUGCUGUAGAAUAUCUCAGGAGCUUCAGAACCAUUGUGAAGAAGACGAUAGAGACUGAAACAUUGUAUUAGGUUCCACUUUUUCUUCACACUCCGCAAAUGCUACGUCAUUUUUUUUCCUAUUCCUAUUCCUAUUCCAGUGCUGGGAAGACCACAUUCAAGACAUACCACAUCACCCAGAGUGGGUGUACUCUCUUAAUAACUGAUCAAAAUCGGCAACAUAAAUAUCCUUGAAGGAGGACUUAAGCAAAAAAAAAAAAUCGGAUAUAUUUCAGAAACAUUUUUACAUUUUGUUUUGCACGAGUCUUUUUGUUCCAAUGAGUUGAAUUGAAAAGUACAAUUGGUAGGCUUCUAAUUCAAAUUAUAAUCUUAAAUUGGGUACUGCCACUUUGAGGAAAAAGACCCAAACUGUUUUAAUUAAAGUUCUCUUCAAUUUUUCAAUUCAAUUUUGUGUAAAGCAUUUUCAUAAAUAUCUAAAUGGUCUAGCUUUUUACACAAGAAGCUAAAACGGCAGUAUUUAUAGUUCCAUGCUUAUAUUAAUUCACCUCUCGGAGAACGCCUGCCGGCAAUUUGUUCUUAAAAAGACUACUUUCUGAAACAAACCGCGGGUACAUUUUAGUGCUCGGCUGCUCUCAAUUAAGAGCACAAUGUUGAGUAAUCCCAGUGUUUAUAAACCUGACAGGACUGGAAAAAACACCACUUGGAAACAUUUAAGCCAAAGUCUGCUCAACAUCCUAAAUCUGUUCUGCCACUGACUCAACGGGUGUUAUUUGGGCUUAGAUCUUAACUGAGAGAGUAAUACUUAGCAUAGAUCUUUUUUUCUUAUUUAAUUGAACUCUCACUGAUUGUACCUGGUUUUAGAGUGAUGUAAUUGCAGAAAUAAUAGAUUACCAUCCAAGAAAACAUUAUUUCUGGGCUGAUGCUCCGUUUUCAGAUGUAGUUUGCAACUUUUUAAGGGAUCGCUUCCCUCACACCAGUUAGAGUCUGGCAACUGCCUAAGCCUAAAGUAGUCUUAGACAAAGCGCUAACUUAAGACAAGGUACGUCUGGGACUGUACUGUCGUAACUGAAGCGUUGACUUUCAAUCUCGAUGAAGAGAGAGGGGGAGAGAGCCGAGUGUGCGACAUGCCAAUCACUUGACCGUUUUGGGAUUUAAAAAUGACUCUCCUCGGUGAGAGCAAUCGCAUUGAAUUCCCCUAGUUAAGUUUUUAUAUUGUCACUUUCAAAAAAUAUAUUUUAAGCAUAUCUUAAGUUUGUUUGCAGGUUUGACAGUAACGCUGUAAUCUUUAGCUGUAUUAUCAUGCUGAUUAAGAGCGUAUGCAAGCAUAGUAAGCUAGCCACAGAGUAAAAACCUGUUUUGUGCAACAACCUGAUCUUUAUGGCAUUUCUACACUGUUUACAAGUCCCUGUUCUGUGCAUCUGCCUUAAUCAGACAACUAGUAUAAAAUUUGGCUCCUCAGUUUAGCAGUAGACAAGCUGGAUGUUAGGUGCAAACACUCAUUCCAAAGAUGUUUAUCCGGUAGUGUCUUCUCGUUGUAUUUUAUGUGUCAAGACUGUUUUCUUUUUUGUUUUACAAUUACAGGGGCAUACCUAUUGAAUGUGCACACACAAUACAGAAUCACUCAUUCACAUGCGAACAUCCAGAAACCUGCUUUUACUUAACCACCAGCAUCUUUAAGCAUGAGCACACAAACACAUACACAGCUUGGAUUCAUCACGCUGGAAGCACACUGGAGAAUGGUCGGACUCUCUUUGCACAAUUAAUCAGGGGUCCAACAACAGGGCAAAAAAAUAUAUAGGGUCUCCUGUAGGGUGCCCAGCUGGGCAUGAAGCUAAAGACAGUGCACAGCUCACAGCAUUCAGACUGCUGAAAACAGAGCCCUGCAAGGGAGGACUGGAUUGUGGACUCCAAUCCUUUGCUCAGAAGAGGGUUUUCGAACUCCGGUGAUGGUGUGGCUCUUUUCCGCAUGAUUGCGGUGAUGACUACCCCACUUUCUGUGGAAAUAGCUUUGAUUUGAUGUGUAGCUGUCACAGUGGUGGGGAGGGUCCCACAGCCUGGGAUCAUUCUUUACUUCACGCCACGCAAGAUCAGAGAGUUUGGUGCCAGGUUACCCGAAGCUGCUAAUUAAUAUUUCAGUUACCUGGUGCUUCUUCUAGAUUUCACAAGAUGUCAAAUUCAGACCCGUGAGGAACAUGGACGCAGUGCCUGUUCAAUGAUUUUUUUUUUGUUCGCAUCCUGAAGGUUAUGGUGACUAGGUUUCCUAGUAGCACAGUGAAGACUUCUCAUGGAUGGUUCCUGGUACUGAGUAGUGUUGAGCUGUCAUCAUCCAGAGCUUCCAGACAAAGUCGCGGGGUCGGACCGCAACCUGCGGCCUGCUUGCUCUUUUACUUUAUAGAGUAAGGCCAGUAUUCCGUCUAGUCCACAGUCUCCGGAGUUGUUAAAUAUAGAAGCCGGAGUUAAUGCUCUGACAAACAGGGCCAGUCAUGCCUUAAUCUGCCUCGUUUCUAUCCCCGCUGUGCCCUGAGCUGAAACCAUGGCGACCACUGAAAAGUCGCCCUGCAGAGCUGGUCAGCUUCUGGUUUUUCUUUUCUUGUGUACAUCUCCCCCCCCCAUCACCACCACCCACUGGGCUGUUUACCAUCUGGCACGUUUGCAAUCUCUGCGGCGCCACACAGGUGUCUCGGCCCCGACUGGUGGAAGAGAAUUGCGGCGCUCGCUGAUGUCGCAGCAGGCUAGCAAAGUUGCAGGGGCUGCUGGGAGCCGAGAGCACCCUGGCCAACUAAUCCCACCCCAUUGGUACCUCUGCUGUGGAAUCCUGGUGACAGUCCCCUGUCGACGGUUGCCUGGCGACAGGAUCCAUGCCCAUUCUCAACAGGUUGAGAUCAUGGAGACGAAUGCUUUGAGCAAACUCCUUAAGUAGUUAUUGCCAAUUGUAAUUGAUCUAGAGAGGAGGGGAGUUAGUGAGGGUCAAUAGUCUGAGUCCUUUUUGAUAUCCAAGUGUUGCCAUGGCGUUGUCUGGGAAGCUGUUUCAAGGCCCAGCUGUGGGACCGUCAGAAAUUGCCUUUUUCUGUUCUGCGCUUUACAAACUCCUCCUUUGUAGCAAUCCAUAGUUUUUGAGGUGGCACUUUGAUGGCAUUUCUCGAUAUGUAUCAUACAUUCCAAAACCAUUGUUCUGUAUCAGCAUUGUCAUAAAGGUUGUGUUUCUUGUUUGUAUGUUUGAGUACUUCUUGAGGUAUUUCAUAAAGUUGUGUUAAACUACCAUGUAUUAUGUAACACUAAAUUGUAACUAUCAUAGAUAAUAUAUUUAAUAUGGCAAAUAAAUUACAGUCCUUAUAAAUUUGAA
This is a messenger RNA of Lepisosteus oculatus (spotted gar), 11459 nucleotides long. The record is from RefSeq and is a predicted model, not a curated record. Lineage: Eukaryota; Metazoa; Chordata; Actinopteri; Semionotiformes; Lepisosteidae.